UCAACGGUCGUUUUUCCCAUUUCAAUUUUCAAAUUCCAAAAAGUUCAGAUCUUGCCAAGGUAUCCGUUAGAACUGAGAAAGCCUGCAAUCUUAACGAAGAAAGAGGAAGAAAAUCGCCGUUGAAACCCUAAAGUGCCAUAAUGGGAAGGCUUGGAAUGAAAACUGACUAUGAAGAACUGCGAAAUGCCCGAAUCUUGGAAAACCAGGCUCGAUUGGCCGGUCUUGGACUUCAAAAAACCAUCGCAGAGCUUCGAACUAUCACUUCUAAACCUCAAUCGGAGAAGAAAAAAUAUAACAAAGUUGACUAUUUCUCUACUCCUUUGCGCCGUUCCGAUCGAUUGAAAGGCAACACCCCGCCGGAAUUAGACUUGCGCCGUUCGGGUCGCUUGAAUGAGAAGUCCUGCUACUCUGCUCCACCAGCAAAAAGGAAAUUGGGACUUUACGAAGAAGGAGAUGUUGAUGAUGAUACUGAGAGGAGACCUGCUAAUGCACCUCUGCUGAGAGUGAAAGAUGGCUUAAUACCGCACCUUACACCGGAAGCUUUGUCUCGGCGUUGCUCCAGCAAAGAUAGGGGAACUAUAUAUGACCCUAUUUUUGGUAUUUGCUGUCACUUUUGCAGGCAAAAGAAAUUGUGUGGUGAAGAAGACUGUAAACGAUGUGGUGAUUUGGACACGGAUCAACCUUGCUUAGGCAAGACAGAUUGUUCAAUUUGUCAUUCUACCAAUGGUGUUCUUUGCCGAGGUUGUCUUAAGGUUCGAUAUGGUGAAGAACUGGAGGAGGUGAGAGCAAAUAAAGGAUGGGUAUGCCCUCAUUGCACUGAAGAAAAAGGCAUCAAUCCAUAUUGGAUAUGUAACAGCUCAUUGUGCCUAAAGAAGAGAAAGAUGGCUCCAACUGGGAUCGCCAUAUUCAGAGCUAGAGAGAUGGGAUACAAAUCAGUGGCGCAUCUGUUAAUGGAUCAGCUUCAGCAAGCAGUGAAGGGGAAAUGAUAUGCUUUUUAGUGAAGUUUGCAAACUCUUAUUAGAUUAUAAGAGCUACGUAGGCAGUAGAAUUAGCUUCUGAAUGUAAAGAUGAAUGUUAUUAAGACCAAUCACCGAUCAUAAUAGCUCGGAUCCUCAUUUUCAAACUUGCUGUGCAACUUUUCAUUUGAUCUAUAUCUAAAGAUGAGAUGGUGUGCGAGUCCUUUUCUCA
Nicotiana attenuata is the source of this 1188-nucleotide messenger RNA. RefSeq names its product cell division cycle-associated protein 7-like. The coding region runs from base 141 to 986 and encodes 281 amino acids. The record is from RefSeq and is a predicted model, not a curated record. Gene Ontology annotation, cellular component: nucleus. The transcript is spliced from 8 exons. Gene Ontology annotation, biological process: regulation of DNA-templated transcription. NCBI's taxonomy places the organism in Eukaryota, Viridiplantae, Streptophyta, Magnoliopsida, Solanales, Solanaceae.